Penicillium vulpinum is the source of this 1536-nucleotide messenger RNA. RefSeq names its product Major facilitator superfamily domain general substrate transporter. The transcript has 5 exons. Gene Ontology annotation, biological process: transmembrane transport. Gene Ontology annotation, molecular function: transmembrane transporter activity. Bases 1 to 1536 code for a protein of 511 amino acids. The record is from RefSeq and is a predicted model, not a curated record. Lineage: Eukaryota; Fungi; Ascomycota; Eurotiomycetes; Eurotiales; Aspergillaceae.
AUGCAGUUUGUCUCCUCAGAAUCGACCUUAUCGACAGACGAGCACAAAGCUUCAACCGUUGAGCUCCUGCAUGAUCACUAUCUUGAGCUUACCCCGGAUGGGAAAUAUGUGCGAUGGUUGCGAAAUCACCCCAGGCAUCCUCGAAAUUGGUCUGGUCUACGAAAGACUUACGAUAUUGUCCUUAUCUGUCUCUUGGAUCUUUUUAUAACAGCUUCCAGCACCGCAGGUUCGGCAGCUGCUGCACAAGCUAAAAAUGAAUACAAUAUCAGUGAAACACUUUCUACCUUCAUAUUUGUCACAAUAUUUCUUCUCGGCCAGGUUGCAGGCACCAUCUUAUUUCCUCCGUGGUCAGAGACAUUUGGGCGCAAGAACAUGUACAUUGUCAGCAGUGGUCUCAGCGCCAUUUGCUGUAUGAUAAUCGGUCUUGUGCAUUUAAUGCCGGUUAUUAUCAUCAUGCGCAUUACUGCCGGAAUUCUUUCCGCGAUCCCUUAUACCAUCGUCGGCGGCAGCAUCGAAGACAUGUUCAACUCGCAUGCUCGGAUAUGGGCCAUGUUUUAUUGGACAGUUGCUUCAAACAUUGGUCUCAUUCUUGGACCCAUCAUGAGCAGCCAUAUUAUUGCAGGUCUUGAUUGGAGAUGGAACUUCUAUAUUUUUGCCAUCAUUAUUGCUGCAAUUACAGGUGGCCUCUGCUUUAUUCGAGAAUCUCGACCUUCCUUGUUACUGACCUACGAGGUGAAACUGGUCACCGAUAUGACUACUAUGAAAUCAAUUCCACCGCCACUCAAUCACGACCAUAUUCCAAGUCUCAAUCAAUUUGUAAAAGAAGCCCUCUUUCGCCCAGUCCAGCUCUUUUUUCGAGAACCCAUCAUUUUCGUCAUCGCCAUGAUGAUCUCCAUUGCCAUGUCCCUAAUCUACAUCUUCACAGAAGCACUCCAACCCAUGUACGAGUCAAUGGGUUUCGCAAAAACCGAUGCUUCACUGGUAUUCAUCGCCAUCGGCCUGGGAAUUUGUCUUAGCACAUUAACCCGCGUGCUAGACAGCUACAUUCUCAACUAUUUUCACAGGCAGGGACGCCCUAUUAAGCCGGAAUACAAGCUCGUCGGGCUAGGCCUUGGUGGUCCAUGCCUAGCGAUUGGUCUAUGGUGGUUUGCCUGGACUAUUCCACCCGAGACCCAGACUCCAUGGGUUGUGCCAACAAUUUCCCUCGUUCUGGUCGGUUAUGCGCUGACUGAAAUGGAUACCGUGCUGUAUGGAUAUAUAUCCGACGCUUAUCUGAGCUAUUCGGCCAGUGCCACCGCUGCUGUUGCAUUCAUGCGAGCGCUGCUGUCGGGUGCCUUUCCGCUGUUUACAACGCAGAUGUUUGAUCGAUUGGGAAAUAAUAAUGCCAUGUCUGUGCUCGCUGCUGUAGCAACUGCAUUUUGUAUAGUACCGCCUGUUUUUAUCUGUUAUGGAGAGCGGAUUCGUCGGGCGAGCAAGUUUGCUCGAUAUAGUUGGGAAAUUCAGGAGGAGCUAGGUAAAGAAAAAGAAGAUUGGUGA